Symbiodinium natans is the source of this 733-nucleotide messenger RNA. NCBI's taxonomy places the organism in Eukaryota, Dinophyceae, Suessiales, Symbiodiniaceae. The record is from the annotation of a GenBank genome assembly.
GACUUCAACCUGGGCUGCGGCCUUUGGCGUCCUCGGCCGCUUCGCAAGCAAGGACCCAGCGGCCACCAUAAAGCUGGUGCUCGAGGAUGCUCAGACCCAGGUCAAGGAAGAGACGGGCGCGCCUUGGUUUUCUGUGUUGGGGCAGCCGGGUGGAAGCAGUGAAGGACAUCCUGCAGUCCCUGAAACAGACAGAGAGAAGAUAUUCUGGGUGGCAGCGUUUCGCAGCCGAGAGAUCUACCACACUGAGCACACAAACCGCCCAAGCAACAAGACCUUUGUCUCGGAGCUCAUGGCAACAUGCGCUACCGGCAAUCCCAUGUCCGAUAUGAAUGGCACCUACAGGGGCAUCAUGUACUACCUUGAGAAGCCGGCAGCAAAAGCGUCGGGGACCAUCUGGGCGGCGCUGAGAAGCUGGAACACCAAGGACUCAGACGCAGCGUCCAAGCUUCUCCAGUUCUUACGUGCAGAUGCUCUGCAGCACAUGGAGGCCCAUGAGGGCCUCGUGCAGAGCAUCCUGUUUCCCACGGUUAUGAUGGGAGGCGAUGUGCCCCAAGGAGUACCGAAGGACGACCGCAUUGUCAGCCUCGUCCAGCUGUUUACGUCUGCGGCGGCCAUGGAAGCCUGGAAGGCAUCAAGCCUCCAAGAUGCAGGUGCAUGGAAAGAGCUGGUCGAGGACCCCUCCAAGGAUUUCAUGCUGUUCGAAUUUGCGAACUUCCAGCACUUCGCCAAGUGA